This is a messenger RNA of Teleopsis dalmanni, 1210 nucleotides long. Its product is annotated as arrestin domain-containing protein 17-like. NCBI's taxonomy places the organism in Eukaryota, Metazoa, Arthropoda, Insecta, Diptera, Diopsidae. The transcript is spliced from 5 exons. The annotation marks the transcript as partial. The record is from RefSeq and is a predicted model, not a curated record. Gene Ontology annotation, biological process: protein transport. Gene Ontology annotation, cellular component: cytoplasm.
CAGAGGUGCGUACGUUUUUUGUAUUUAGCACAAAUAUUUUUUAUAUUGAGGAAGGGAUAGCAUAAAAUAAAAUAUUAACAAUAUGGUAGUAUCUUGUGUAAUAGAGUUCGAUAAUAGUUCUUCAGACACAUAUUUCGCUGACCAAAUUCUUAAGGGUAAAGUAAUACUCAAUGCAGAUAAGCCGAAAAAAAUCAAAGCUGUGGUAGUUAAAAUUGCUGGCUUUGCUAACAUAAAAUGGUCAGAAAAAACAAGUUCAUCGAGCACGGAUAGUAAAGGAAAAACGACAUAUAUACCCAGCACAUAUUAUACGGGACGUGAGGAUUACUUAGCAAAAUCAAUAUGUAUUUUAGGUACCGAUAAAGGACAAUCCGAAGUCACAAUAGAACCAGGUAAACAUAUUUACAGUUUCGAUUGCCAUAUUCCGCCACAUUGUCCCACCUCUUUUGUGGGUCGUUUUGGGCAUAUCAGAUAUGUAGUGCAAGUGAUACUUACACGUUCGUGGAAAUCUGAUCUGGUAUUCACAAAGGACUUUACCGUAUUAACAAUAAAAGAACUUAAUUACGAACCAAAUUUGCUGUUGCAACCAGUGCACACUUCUGCACAGAAGACAGUAAGCAGUUGGCCAAAUAAAUCGGCACCAUUGCAAUUGGACUUAGAUCUGUUACAGAGUGGUUUUGUGCCUGGACAGCAAAUACCCAUUUCGUUGUUGGUUACAAAUGACAGUCAUAUACCUGUCGAGGAAAUACAUGUUACACUUUGUAUGAUUGUAUUUUAUUAUAGUCAGAAACCUUUAAGGAUAACGAAAAGAGAACGGAUUCCGUUAAGCGCUAUAAAAUCUGUCGGAGUACAACGCAACUGUAAAAAAUUAUUCAAUUAUGAACUGCAAGUUCCUGCCACACCACCAAGUAACAGCUUUGGUUGUAGUAUACUAGAAAUUGCUUACGAAAUUUUAGUACAAGCAAAACUUAAGGGUGUUCGCGUUGAUCAUGUCAUUUGUGCACCAGUCAUUAUUGAGCAAGUACCACAGAAAAAUGAAAUACUUCAAAAAUCCGUAAUGACGUCUAGUGAAAUGAACACUAAAAUACAAGACGAGAGUCAACGUAACGAAACCUUCAUAAAUAGUGAUGUUAACACUACGAAUUCUGCACUUCCGACUUAUGAAGAAGCAACUCUUCCGACUGGUGGAAAAAUCUGCUUUGAAGAAAAUCAU